Xyrichtys novacula (pearly razorfish) is the source of this 21040-nucleotide messenger RNA. Lineage: Eukaryota; Metazoa; Chordata; Actinopteri; Labriformes; Labridae. The record is from the annotation of a GenBank genome assembly.
GGUGAAAAGUUUUCAGACCCCCUCCCCUGUAUGUUUUUGUUGGGGGAAAAGUUGUUGGAAGUUAGGUCGUGUGAAUGUAGCCUCUCCGUCGUCUUUUUCCCCCCUCGGUAGCAGGAGGAAUGCGAGUUUCUACUUCUCCAAAGUCGGACAGCGAGCUUUUUGUGCGGGCUUCGUUCGCUUCACGUCCUCUGGCUCGGGUAAAAAAAUCUCAGCCUCGGCCGUCAUCGUUUCACCUCUGCCGUCUCGUUAGCCUCGGAGCUAGCUGCGCCGCUAGCUAACUAACCCGACAAAGUUAACGCUACCUCGCCUCGGUGUGUCUCUUGUGGUGACUUCCAGAGACGAAGAAAAAACCCACCGUCGAGAUGGCGGAAACAAAAAUAAUUUAUCACAUCGACGAGGAGGAGACGCCGUAUUUGGUGAAGAUACCUAUAAGUGCCGAAAAUAUAACUCUGCUGGAUUUUAAACAGGUCUUAAACAAGCCAAACUACAAAUUCUUCUUCAAGUCUAUGGACCAGGACUUCGGGUGAGCUAGUUUUUUUCUCUUCUUUGGCUCAGGGGACCUUUGUAAUCUGCAUACAAAAUAAGAAAAUGAAGUUUACAGCUUAUGUAGUGAAGUAAAGUACUAUAUAAGUUGGAAACACACCUUUUAAUGUGACUUUGAUUUCCUCCACGUUACACCCAAAAUACACAGCUUUUUACAUGUAACUUUGACUACAUGUAUGUUUGCGUGUCAAAUAAGUCAUGCAAUCCUAUCUUGUGACUGGCUUUCACAUAUUGGUCACAGGAAAACUUGUGGUAAAGGGAUAAUGCGCUUCAAAAACCCAUGCUACACAUCUUAAAUCACGGUUUUAAUGACCUGUGAUGAAUAUCAAGUGUUUCUAUUAAUACUAAGAGUGUGUAGGCAGGGACAUUUCUCAGCAAACAUCAUCAUUACAAUAGGAGGCAUUCCCUGUCCCUGCUGCUUUUCUUUACCCUAAUCCUCCUGCCUCCCUCCCUCCCUCUCUCCCUCCUUCAGUCCAUCAUCUUGUGAAAUCCUCGCCUUUUCUUUCAGCGAGGACUGAAGCCAGGGUUUUGUCUCCCCUCUUUAACACUUUGCCAUCCUUUCAUUCCCCCCAGCUUCCUCCCUUCCUUUCCCCCAUUUUCACCCAGAAAAGAGCUGUCUCCUCUCCUCUAUCAAUUAAUCUUUUUUUCUCUUUUUCCCCUGUGUGGCUGGCUGUGCUUUUUCCUGCAGAGGAAUGCAUGUUUGUGGUUUAUUCACCCGGUGAGACCCUUAGGGCUCCUGUUAAAUGCAUUGUAGACUCAGAUGAGUAUUAAGGCUGGGCCAUUUGCUUCCUUUUUUCUUUGGAUGGCACCAUCACAGUCUCUGCCAAGGGGGCUGCUGCAGUAUCGACUCCAACAUAAAAAUGUAAUGGAUGUGAUGGCUUUUCAUCCGGCUUUGGCAGAGCUGGCAGACAGGAAGCAGCCCCUGUGGAUGCAUCAUUGAAGUAUGAACAGCAGAAACAUCAAGAACUCUGUUGUAGAGACGUUUUUCUGAGAAUAUCUAAAAAGCGUUCCCUGGAAUAGCUCCAUAGGUGGUUGUAUUGUUAAAAAACGACAUCAAGAAUAUGCUUAUUAUUAAUUUAAUCAUAUAAAUGGGUUAUGACAUGAGUGCAGUCCCCUGAAUGAGGUGAUCUACUGGCGUUUUGAUGGUUUUAUAUGACUGUAAACAGUGCAGAGUCAGGUUCUGAAAACAAUGACAUCAUAUCAGGCUCUGGAAACUUUGAUUCUGUCUGAAAGUUUGUGGACUCAGCUGUUGAACAAUUUUCAACAAAAACAAACUUCAAAAUUUAUUUUCACUGAUAAAAAAAAAAGACCAUGAAGGAUGAAAAUAAUCCCUUACACCCUCAAAGACAUCGUAGUCAUCAUGAGACUUUUCCUCUUGGUGUGUUUCCACAACUUUUGAGUUUGUUCCCACUGAGAAUAUACCACAGGGCAUCGAGUUGUAGUUCUUUUUGUUUUGGAUAAUCUAAACAAUAUUUCCAGGAUUAAGUGUUUGGUCUCAAACAUUGGGGACAUUUAAAUGAAGUUUAGCUUGGCAGUUAAAUCAUGUGCAUCCUAAGCAGGUGGCUGAGGUCCAAUCCGGGUCUACGGCACUUUGCCGACUGUUGCCCCCCGCUUCGCUUUCUCUCUCUCUCCCUCAGUUUGCUACCCUAUCUUUGUCCAUGUCUUUAACAAAGACACUUUAAAGCUCUUAAUUUAAAGCUGCAGAACUGUUUUAUUGGAAGUUGCCCAAACUAAAGAGGACUUUUAUCCAUGUCUUGUUGAAGCAAAACAGACUUUGACUCAAUUCUUAAUCACCACAUAUCCUCACUGUUGAGCCCAACCCCUUUGUUUUAUGUUAACACGUCUAGGCAUAGUGGUGUACGGAUACAAUGUUGCUCUGAUAUCGUAUCGAAUAUCGGAUUAUAUCCGCCUGCAUCUAAAAUCUCCAAUAUCAGCACUCCAAUACAAGCAGUCCAUUCCAGACUCCAUCCAGCACCUCUAUCUAGCAGCACCCAGAUCCAGCAUGCAGAGCCCACGUAAUCACAACAACAGUGUGUACUAAGGUACUAACUUGUCAUGCUCAAGUUUGUGCUAAUAUUGGAUCAGUAUCGGUAUCGGCCAAUAUUGAAGGCUACAAUCUCUGUAUCGUAUCGGAAGUAAAAAAAGUUGUAUCGAGACACCCCUAUCUAGGUGUAAGGCGGAGAUACGUCUCCAUAUUGGGGACAAGACUUCCCGAAAAGUGCAUAUCAAAUUACGAGAAAGAUCACGUUUCAAGCAAAGAAAUAUUACAGGUAUAAUAUAUAAUAUAUAUAAUAUUGAUGUAGACGGAUAAAAGCUUAUAAAGUUACCAAUUGCAGAUGUGGUCGUUCCUACUGUUAGAAAAGGCUGUUAAAGUGAGGCAACGAUGGCACAUGUGCACCAACGCUAGGGUUCAACAUGUAGGCUAUAUGGAAGUAUUUUGAAGUGUUGGGAAUAGACAAGCAUUGACAAAGCGAAGAAACUCUGCAGCGACCAUCCAGAGAUAAAGAAGCUUAAUUAAAGUACAGUUGAAUUAAUUUCUCCUGAUAACCAGCCUAUUGUUUGAUAUACAGUGCUUAGCAUAAAGUUCUGGGGGCAAAGCUACAUUUUAGGUUCCAUAUCACCUUCAUUUUCAAUUUAUGGUAGAUAAAAUGUUAUGUUAUACCAGUGGUUCUGAAGUCCAGUCCUCGAGCCCCCCCUGUCCUGCAUGUUUUGGAUGUUUCCCUGCUCCAACACACCUGAUUCAAAUGAUCAGCUCGUUAUUAAGCCAUUACAGAGCUUGAUAACGAGCUGAUCAUUUGAAUCAGGUGUGUUAUACUCAGCUUGUCCAAACUUUGGAAAUUGUACUUUUGCUCAUCUAGAUUUUGAGUAAUAUAGUACUUUUAAUAGGGGGUGUACUGACUUAUAUGCUGAGCACUGUACUUAGACUGGAACCUGUAUCAGUGUCAGCCAAAUGUGAAUUUGAAAAUCUCUGCAUAUUGGAAAAAAACUGAUAUCAUGCAUACAUCCCAGUGUUCUCUCAGUCAACAGGAUUUUGAAAUGACUUAAAUCUUUUUUAUUUCGUUGUAAAGAAGACCUCGUCUUUCUUGGUAUGGAGUUAACCUGUUACACAGAUUGUGACUCUUUAACAAACUUUUGAUUCUGCUUUAAAUGUUUUCUUUUUCAAUCCUAGACGUUCAGUAAUGUGUCUGCUGCCUGCUUACGACUCUGCCAAAUACUUUCAUGCAGUCAUGUAAGGAAUGUAUUCCAGACAUACAUGUUGGCACACAGAAGCCGUCAUUGCGUGUGUCACUUUUUUUUCUGCUGUUAUGCCGUGGAGAAAGAUCUCACCAUCAGCUCUUUUGAUUCUAAGGAGUGAGUGGACGCUCAAAACGUCAGAGUGAUGGUAAAAAUGAGAAAUGAGACUGAGGUUUGAACGUUAAACGGAGCAAAACGACCAAACUGAUCAUGUGAGAACAACACUCGCACAGUGAUCUCUUAUUUUACAGUCAAAAGCUCCCAGUCGAUUACUUUGACUCCGCCGACCUCGCCACAACCAUCAGCGUACUUUCCUGGUUGUUGUCAACAGUUUUUCCCCCCAAGUUACCGGAAAGGACAUGAUUGCAUUUAGUGCGUGUAAAGCGAGCACGCCAUGUUUGUUUUUUUUCCAAAUGCAAGAAAUCCUCUCCUGGAGAAAGCCACCCACUCAAACCUCAUCCAGCCGAGCAAAGAGAGCCUUUCAAAGAAGGAAAAAGUCCCAACUCGUGAGCUUCAAUCUCACAGCUCAGCAUCCCACUCCCUCAUCUGAAUAUCUCCGACUGAGUUGAGAUGAAGAAUUUCAAACAUAGCUCCGAGUCAGCUGUCCAAUCGACGCAGGGACUUUUUUCCUGCCCCCCCUCUUCCUCUCCCCCUCUCUCUGUCUCUCUUUGACCCAGGAGAGAAGUGUGUAAUAGUGUGUGUUUUCAUUUGCCCUGGUACGAGGCCAGCUGUCGACCUGAGCGAGCUGUGUGUGUGGCGGUGGGGGGAGAUGCGUGGAGCUGAGCAAGGCCUGAGCCGGGGCUGCAAACCUGGGGCUGGACGGGGGCCAGUUGCUGGGUGUCUGGGGCGUCCACGGGGAGAAAAAGAGGGGUGGUGUUCGGUUGGAGUUAUUAGAUAUUCUCCUGAGUAUAUGAGCUGUAAGGAAGAUUAAUUGUCAGAAAGGGGGUACUGUUUUGGGUUUCAGGAAUUUAAUGCUAGCAAGGGACCGUAAGAGAAAGGAAAUGGGGGUUGAAGACUUCAGGUUUCAACUCCAGCAUAUUUCAGGCUUGUUUGCGCAUUAUUGGAGGCAUUUUAGAGUGUGUGUGAACUGACUCUCGCCUGUAUUCGCGUGUUUGUUUGGAUGACCGAGGAAUGAAGACAAUUACACUCUCCGCAGAAGAAUGCUGCAUCUGUUCAGCCGCUGUCGAGGUGCAUUUUCUCGCAGCAUGUGAGGAGGACGGAAAAAGUUAAUAAAUCCAAUCAGGGAGAAAUGUGCUAGCGAACAUUCAGUAGCUUUCGAAAAGCUGGACUUUAACAGCUCCCCACGAGUCCCCACAACAAUCUGGCCGUAUGCUAACACUCACCCACAAAACCGGCUCUCAACAGCUGCUUACCAAAGCCCGGCGGAGCCUGACCGAGUCUCACACACGGGGCACACAAAGCUGGAAAACAUUUCAAGUCAAGUGUCCUCCGCGUAGCAGCGUCCACAGCGAACCAGCGUAAUAAGAUGUUGGCAGGCUGCUGGGGGGGAAAUUACACAGCUGAAGGCGAAUGUUUGCCUUUCUGACUAAACAUGGAGGAAGAGCACAGAGGAGGGAGGGAGGGAGGAUGAGCCAGACGGAUGUGUUGUCUUUGAGGGGCUUUGGUCAUGAGGACGCAGAGGCUCUUCAGUCUUGUCAUGUGUAUUGGAUUUUCAUUCAUAUUCAGUUUUCUAUAACCGCCAACCACCAGUUUGGAGAGCCGACUUUAUUUGAGCUCAGGGGGCCGCUCUAUUACAGCAGCUUCGACUCCAAUAAUUCAUUUUUGAGUGAAAUAUACUGUUUGGAUUUUCUACGUCAUCUGUGACCACAAGCCUCUACCUCAUGGGCCUCAUCCCUGCAUGUAUUUUAGUUAUAUAGUGCUUUUUAGGAUACCCAACUAAGUCAUAAAAGCACACAUUAAAGGAAACGUAAAGAAAUUAGAUAAAUAAAGAAAUGGUUGAAACAAUAUCUUCAGUUCUGGAGAGACAGGGUCUUGAGCUGGGAUUUGAAUCUGGGUAGAGAACUCCAGAGGAAGGGGGUAGCAACAGAGAAGGUUCAGAACUUGGGGAGAGCAUCCAAGGAGUGGAGAUUGCGGAAAGGGUUUGGAGAUGAAGCAGGUCAGUGAGAUGUGGACGGCUUUGGAAGUUGGGAAGGGGACUUGAAGCUGAAUAAGUUUGGGUAAUGUGGUCAAGGGAGACAGAGGGAGGUGGUCAGUUGUGAGACAGAGAUUUUUGGUGGUUUUGGUGAUGGAUUUGAGGCCGAUGAUGAUGAAGAAGUCCAAUCUGUCACAAUUCAGGUGAAGGAAGUUGGUUCACAUCCAUUUUUUACACCUGGGAGGCUGUCAGUUGGUGUGGUAUAGGUAGAGGAAGUGAAGGAUUUGGUGUAAAUGUAAACGUGGAUGUGGUCAGCAUAACAGUGAAAGUGAAGACCAUGUUUGUGUAUGAUUUCACAGAGGUGGGAACCUAUAGAGAAUAAAUAUGAGAGGACCAAGCACUGAACCCUGAGGGACACCUUUGAUAGAAGAGCAGUGGGGAAGAAACCAUUAAAACAUAUAACUGUAUACAUUUUCACAUGGUCAGGAAAGAUUGUAAAAUUUCAUCAGGACUGAAUUGAGAAAGUGAGCCUUUAGCACCCCAUGGGUUUAGAAAAGGUUCCCCCCUUUUGUGUCUAUUAACAGGUCGUUCAUGCAUUUGAAUGAAGGACUCUGUUACCACCUAACUAACAGAACAGCUGAUGACAUUGUGCUGUUGAAGUUAUAUCCAGGUUUGAUUUAUGCAGAAAUUUUUGUUUCCUUGAACUAUUUUUAAUGGACCUCAAGCUUCAAAGUCUUCAGUUUAAAUAGAUUGAUUUUCCCACUUUAAUAAAAUCAGUGCCGUUUAUUUGUUGGAGCUACUUGUGCAGUAUUGAGUCUGUUUUUUUGCUGAGCGUGAUGAGCUGCAGUCUCAGUCUCUUUCUUCUUCACAUAUUGUCUCUUAGUUUCUAUUAUAACAGGACACUGUGUCUGUUAGUGGAACUUUCUAGUGACUUGCAAGUUGAUGAAAAGGAAGACUCCAUCAUAAAGAAACUCUUUCAUUGCAUAUAUUCUGCUUUCUGACUUUUUGAUACAAAAAAAAAGAGCCAUAUUCUGAAACAUGUUGACGUUUAUCUCUUUUAUGUCAGGGUAUUAAAUGAAACUAGAUAAGCCAGUGUUUCAAAAACUACAUGUAAACUUUUUGAACUCAUUUGAAAACAAACUACAUCUUUAAAAAUGUCUGCAGUGUUGAACUAUUGCUUAAACAAAUCUGUAGGUUAAAUCAAAAUGAUGGGAACUUGUGCUCAAAGUGCCUCAAAGAAAGGCUCAUCAUCUUAAACUUUACUUGAAUGUCAUUGAGUAAAUAGGAUUUCAAACAUUGAUGAUACAAUGUUGGUUUUCUUAGUGUAUUUCUAAGCCGGACGUUUCAGUGUUAGCACAUACAUAACAAAGACUGAUUAAAUAACAAAAGUUCGACAGACGGUAGGUCAUAUCAGCUGUUACUGCUAUUAAAAGUGUAAGUUGAUAGGUUUCCAAAGUUAGACUUGUCUGUUGUCUGGAUGGAGUUUAAUUCCGCUUCACAGCUGGACAAUCGCAAGUGUUUGUAGCUCCAAAUGCUCGCCGUCCCGCUGGAGUUUCAGUAUCAAGAUGUCUGAUGUAGUCGUGCAGUUGUUGUAGCGGUUGUUGUUACUGAUUCAUGAGCGCCCUCUGCUCCACGGCUUUAAAUUUAAGAGGUUACACUUUAAUCAGCAGCUAUCCUUUGAGACAUUUAACCUGAAACUUAAACUUCACUCUCUGGUUCAGAUCCAUUAAACCCCGUGUAUCAGGUGUUAUAUCUAAAUACAACAGGGGACCAAAAACAGUUUUAGAUUUUGUCUGAAUCAGUGUUGUCACUGUCACGGCAUCAUUAUAGUGUGUGAUGCACCAGCAGGGUAAACAGUGUCCUUGUGAUUAGAUAUUAGGGCCUGACUGAUUGAGAUUUUUUGGGGCCGAUGCCGAUACCAUUUUUUCUUUUCUUUACUUUUUUUUUUUUGGGGCACUAUCUAGCAGUGCCUGGAUCCAGCAUGCAGAGCUCAUGUAAUCACGACAACAGUGUGUACUAAGGUAUAACAAAGUACCAAGGUGUAGAAGUGAUGUUCCCCAUGUGGCAGUAUUUUUUGUUGAAUUCCAAAAAAGACAUUACAGCCGAGUGAAAAACUUAUCAUGCAAAGUUUGUGCUAAUAUCGGAUCAAUAUUGGUAUUGCCCAAUACUGAAGGCUACAAUAUCGAUAUUGUAUCAGAAGUAAAAAAGUUGUAUUGAGACAUCCCCAGAUAGAACUUUGAUUUUGGUAUUUACACUUUUUUUUUUCCUUCAAGAAAAGUUUUGACUUUGUAAAAAGUUGAUCAAGAACAGAUUCUGACGAUUUUGCAAAUGAUAGAAACAAUAAAUGUAAUUGUAAUGUAAUGCAAAAACAUAUAAAAUGUUGGUAUUUGAUUUGGACUGAGGCAAAUUGAAGUUGUUGGAUGUUGUGUCCUUAUUAAUUCUGACCUUAAGCUGCAGGUUUUGGAGCAGUAUAUGCUGCUGUUUUUGUCAGGGAGGACUUUGCAUGUUUCAGCAGGACAAUGAAACUUUAUUAUUACAACAGUGUGGCUCCACAGAAGAAGAGUCUAGGAGCUGAAUUUACCUUCCUGCCGCCCUCACGCACUGGAAACAUUUGCACUCCGUAAAAUCAAAAAUAUGACCUGAGCUGUUGAGCAUCUGAACUCCUGUAUCAGAGAAGAGCAGGACAACAUUUCACUUUUAUAACUUUACCCAGGAACUGGUGUCUUUGCUUCCCAAAGGUUUAUAGACUAGCGUUGUUAAAAAAGGGGGUUCUGCUUGGCUCCGUUUCAGGGUCCUUUUGAUUUGUUUGCCUGACACCAUUUUGGAUUAUUUUAAGGAGAUCGAGGUUAAAGAAGAAACAGGACAAAGGUUAACUUAUUUUUUGUCUCUUUUUGUUUUCAGGGUGGUGAAGGAGGAGAUUUCUGACGACAGCGCCAAGCUGCCAUGUUUCAACGGCCGAGUGGUGUCCUGGGUAAGAACAGAUCCACAUGUUGCACAUUUACAGUUGAAGUGGGAGUCGGAGGUUUCCAGAUGUGGAUUGUUGACCAGUGUAGCUCAAUUCCCUUUAACGGUUUAGUGAAACAAUCAUAAAAAUCAGAGGACAUCGUCAGAUAGAGGUCGUAUCGUCACUCUGACUCUCUAGGUUUAGCUCUUGUGGGGUUUUUUUUGGUGACUGUUUGGUGAAAAAUCUCCUGGAAAGUGAGGGAAACCUGAACCAGACUGACUCUGCGUCCAGGUCAAACAGAAAGAGAAGACUCACAAAGAACUCCUCCAGCUUCAGUCUGAGUCACCGCAGCCGACUGCUCAGACUGAUUAUUCAGAUUGAGGAGCGUUUUUAAAACUAUUCUCUACUCCUUUUUGUGUUAAACAGACGCCGAUAUGAAACCUUUUCCCAUUUCCUCUUGAACCUGGAAACAAUCUUAUCAUCAGAAAUAUUUCCUCUAUUAUCUCUAACCUUUACUUUUUAGUUUGUUUUUAAGGCCCGGGGGGCGUUUCUGCCCGUUUAUUGUCUCUCCUGUUGAAUUAAUGCUGGAAAGUUGCCAUUUAAAGAAGCAAAACUCAGGGAAAAAGUCAACAGUCUUCACAUCAGUUCUGAGUUUUAAGCUUUAAGAUCAGGAAAAGAAGUGGUGCAGCAUGUUUACAAGUCCAGAACUUCAUGCUUUUUCAUUCCACGAGUGAAGAUCCAGUCGUCGUCUCCCCCCCCCCCCAACUGCAGGUUACAUUUGAGCGGAGACAAAACAGCAUCGGGACAGGGGCCCACAUAAGCAGGUUUUGAGGCCGGAGCAUCUGUUAAGUGCAUAAGAAGGAGGGCGAAGGAUUUAAAAGCGAGGGGGAACAAAGCUCCGAGGCAGCAGAGGGACUGAUAUGUGAUCUUCAGGCCAAGACGGAGGGAUGGAGGGGAUCCCAGAAGACGAAUGCUUCAUAGCUUUCAGUGGGGAGGGGACGCAGUAAAGAGCGUUUACAUCACCCUGUGCAGGCUUUUUUAUAUGAUUUCAUACGUUUAAGCCAAAUACGCCCAUAUCCCCUUCCUCGCCGCUCCUAAACUACAUCUCGCCGUGUGUUUUAGCGUCGCGUGUAAUUGGAUGCUUCACGUCAUUCAUCCAAAUUGUUGCUGUGUGUGUCUACGUGGCCACUUUUGUCGUAUAAUGAACGGAGACAGGUUAAGUGUAGGAUAACGUUUCACUUUGCCCCAGAGACGUCCAUUUGAAAAGAGUACAGUGUUUGUGUGUCAAAGCAAUUGACAUCUUAGCCGUUCCUCCUCCCUCCGUGUCCUUUUAGCCGAGUGUUUUCUCACCCUACCUUCUCGCAAUUUGUCCAGCCUGUUUCGAGCCAAUUUCUCUCUCAAGUCCCGAUGUUUUUUUUCCCCUCCAGAGUUUUCCUUUUUCAGCUUCUCACCCCGAUUCUUUCUUCUCUCUUUGUUUUUGCUAGCUCGUAUCUUCAGACGCUCCCGCAGCAGAGCCCCCUGUAGCUGUGGUCCCCCCUGUGGAAACGAUGACCCAGCCUUCGCCCCCUCCCCCGCCCCUCCCGCCCCCACCUGCAGAGAGGACAGGGGGCAUCGGGGACUCCAGGCCGCCAUCUUUCCAGUAAGCAAAGCAUUUAAACUGACCAUCACGAACACAAACCUGUAGCUUAGCAUGUAGCAUCCACUCAUACUGUAAUGUCGCUACUGUAUAUUUCCUGGUUAUCUCACACUCCCGGUGUCACGUUACAACAAGAACAGCAGGAAAAGUGAAGCUCAUUUCAACCUGAUCUGGGCUGGUGACGCCCAUGUUAUUAACAUGACCAGUUUCCACAGAGGCGGUUACAAACUUGACUGGACUACACAACAUUACAUCAUAAGUUUAAUCCUGACUUUUUCUAGGAAUUUUCCCCGUUUAGUUUUGGGUUAAAUUUGGGUAAACUCAUGUGAAAAUGUAGAGGGAAUUUGGGGGAACAAAGCUAAGGUACGGUGGCCUGGAGGUGCAAAACACACAAAGACAUUAACCAUUGUGUUUUCUCUUUUUGUGUUGUGUUUUCUGAUUUGUCGUUGUGUUUUGAAACUCAGGGCCACCGUACUAAAGAGAGUAAAGACUGGCAAAAUUAAAGACCAGCAUUUUCAGUCUUGGAUUAUUUAGUGAUACAUUGCUCUGUAGCUUUUAUUUGAUGUCAUGUCUGGUCCUCUGAGGUCCCCUUCCCACACAUACAUCUGCGCCGUCCAACUAGGAAGACCUCAUCCUGUGAGAGAACAUGUGUGAACAGUGUUUGGGUCAAAGCUCCUGAAAUCCUCUAGAAAAAAACAGCUUUGGUCUAUUUUUGUCCUCAUUUCAUCAAAAGUUAAAGUCGGUUUUGGUUCUUUUCACUCACAGUUAUGGCUGAACGAUAUAGCCUCAAAUCAGUAUCACGAUAUAAUGAGCAGUUCAACUUGAUGAAUGGACGAUAACGUCUCCACAAGCUGCUCACCUGUCUUUCCCUCUUUGUUACGAACUGGAUGGGGUGGAGUCAUGACUCUGAUGUAGGACAGCAUCUUAAAGGGAAAUGAGAUCAUAGCCUACCUACAAACAUCCAAAACCAACUUUGAUUUAUUAAAUUUUUUGAUGCCAAAUAUACCAAUAUGGGCAAAAUGUCGUCAGUUAUUAUAGUAAAUUUCUGUAUCUGUAAAUUUUCAGUUUAUCGCCCAGCCCUACUCACAGUGAUUGUUUUUUCAUCACAGACAUUUAGAGGUAUUUAGGGACUGUGCAGGACUUCAGAAUCCCAAAUCAAAUCCCUAUAAAAGAUUAAAAAUACAGAAAUGUCAACCUUCUGGAAAACUGUACAUAAAUGCUGUCAGGACUUGAUCGAGGCUCCUUUUGCACAAAUCACUGCAUGAAUGCGACGCAGCUUGGAGUAGGGCUGGACGAUAAAAUGAAAAUUUACUGAUACCGAAAUUUAUGACAGUAACUGACGUCAUUUUGCCCAAAUCGGUUCAUUUGGUGUCAAAAAAAUAAAUAAAUCAAAGUUGGUUUUGGAUGUGUGUAGGUAGGCUAUGGUCUCAUGUCCCUUUAGGACACUGUCCUACAUCAGAGACGUGACUCCACCCCAUCCAGUCCGUAACAAAGAGGGAAAGACAGGAGAGGAGAUGGAGGACGGUUCAAAAGUUGAUGAAGUUAAUGUGGGAGGGGGUGAGCAGCUUGUGGAGUAGUUAUCGUCCAUUCAUCAUCAUCGAGGUGAACUGCUCAAUAUAUCAUGAUGUUGAUUUGAGGCCAUAAUGCCCAGCCCUAUUUGGAGGCCGUCAGUCUGUGUAUCUGCUGGAGUGUUAUGUAGGCCAUGGUACUCUGGUGUCUCUGGUCAGCAAACCAGUCUCUGGUAGUUUUGGUGUCGUGUGAAGGUUUCAGGAUCGCUGUGUCUUCAUAAACCCUCUGAGCAGAUGGAAUCUUGACGGUCUCUGAAAUCCUCCUCUGGAGCUGCAGCUGUAUGAGCUGUCAGAGGAAACAUGUGCUUCUUUGGAUCUGUGUUCAUGCAGCCUUAUAAAUGCCAUUUAAAAUUCACUCGCCCCAAUAAAAACUGUCCUUCAUGUUCCCCAGCUGGUUGCACUCUUGAUCAUUAUAUAUUUAUCAUUAAACUGAAUAUAUCUGCAGACUGGCUUUUAUGGGUGGGUCACUUCAAAUAUCCUCUUCAGAUCAGGGAUUUGAUCGAUUGAAACCACCUGGCAGCCGAGUUUAAGGAAACCGUAGCUUCUUAACGUCACUCUGGUUUUCUUCAAGUCGCCUCGCGGUCCCUUGAAAUCUGGUUUCAGGGUCAAUUUGAGUUCAAAGCUGUCAGUCCUCCUCUUCCACCGCAGCGUGUUCAUUUAUUUCUCAUGUUGAGGCUUCGUCUCGUCUGCCUCCUCUGGCUGCAGGACGGCGGCCUGAUGGUUUCUGAGUCCAGUUUCAAAUUAAACAAUUUCUAAGAAGUCUGUGGUUUUUACAGUUGGUGGAGAGCUAAUCCAGGUCCGCUCUGUCUUCCAGCGCUGGAUUUGGAGCUUCAUCAACGCUGCUGGAAAUUAAAAUCGUACAGUAGUCUCUCUCUUGAGAUGAGCUUAUGCGCUUAUUUCUGCGUCCACACUUACAUAUUAGCAGCCCCAGGAUGUGCAAGGGUCGGUCCAAAGUCAAUCUCUGGGGUUUGGCACAUGUUAGGCCUGCACGAUAUAUCGUUUGAACAUCGUCAUCGCGAUGUACGUGUAUGGGAUAGUCACAUUGCAGAGCCUGCGAUAUUGGAGGUGAAUGAACUAAUUAAUUUCAAGGGUAACUGACUGAGAUACACUCCAUGUGACUCUGCAUGUGCUGUGCAGCGAUCCACCAAUCACCUUCGUCCUUGACUCAGUUGCCAAUCAGACUCACUUCUCAGUUGCCAAUCAGACUACCCUGCCAGCUGUCAAUCAAAAUCAGAGAGGAGGAAACCCACCCCUGCACAUGUUCUGCACAUGGAGGGAGACGUGUGUCCGCUGAGAAUUACUUUCGGAACUCUACUCAUGACUGUUUAGCCCAACAAAUAAGAACUGUAUGGGUUUUAAAUUGUACAUUUCCGUGGACCACUCUACUAUAAGCGGUGUGCGUUUUGCGAGGUGCAUGCAAUUCUCCGAGGACAUGCGUUUCUCGGCACAACACCGCUAACAACAACAACAACGAUCGCAAAAUGAGCAACGAACAAGAGAAAACCACAGAAGGUGAAGAUUUGUUGCCAAAAAGAAAAGGAAAGUCAGUUAUCUGGAAUUAUUUCGGUUACAAGAUGGAUAAUGUCGACCAAAACACGUCUUCUGUGUUCAUCUGUCGCCACAAUAACGUCCCAGCACAAUAAAAGCUAAAAAUAUCUCUAAGACAGACAGAAGCUGUUCUGCUAACAUUCACAAAAAGAGGUAAGAUCAGAGCAGAUUAACUGUCCUCAAGAUUUCAGCAGUGCAGCAUAACAUUCAAUGCUAUUCAGGUCAUCUGGUGAAAAUUCCUGUAUUUUUAAUAUCGCAAUAUAUAUCGCAGGGUUGAAAAAAAUCGCAAUGUUAGUUUUUUCCAAUAUCGUGCAGCCUUAUCACACGUGAUACUGUGUGCUGUGCCAGGGAUGAAUCAAUGUUUUAAUUGAGUCAGAAAAGGAUAAAUCCAGCCCGCCAAAUGCGAUUAAGUGUCGACAGUUCAAAGGAUGAUCCAGUUUUUCCAGCCUGCUCCAUGAUUUUCAAGCUGCUAAAUAAUCAAUGUAACCCAUAAAACAGAGGCUGUUUCAUGUCGACACAAUCAAACAGAUACUAGACUGUAUGUGUUCCCUUCAUGGAGGGUUAUUUUCAGUUUAAAGCGUACUUUGAGGUGAUUUAUGUGACUCUCGUACCUGGAAAAACCAUCACAAACAUCGCUCCGGCGUUAAGAUGUUAAAAUCGGAUGUCGUUUUGUGAUCACGCUCUAAUUCCUCUUCUCUUUUAGUCCCAACGCUACAGGCAGCGUGGAGACGCUGGACGAGCAGACUGAGACCGAGUCUGUCGUGUCCUUCAGGAGAGAGAGGCCGCGGCACAGAGAGAGCAUGGAGCAGCACGGUGAGAAACAGCAGAUCACAGAGAGAAAGUCCUGUUUUUAUGACUGUUAGCCAUCAAGAUGUGGCGCGCCGCCAACACCCAAACAACGAGCGUGAUGUGAUAUAAAUCAAGGAAUGCGGAGAGAGGAGGAAUGUUUGUGAUCUAUAGGGAAACAAAAGCAAACAGAGGCUUGAGCAAACAUGACAAAUUCAUGGGGAAUAACCGGGGAUUCUUCGCCGCUGUCUCAGGGCCGCGGAUGAACGGUCAGAGCCGGCUGGAGCGCCACCUGGCGGGCUACGAGAGCUCCAGCACGGUGAUGAGCAGCGAGCUGGAGACCACCAGCUUCUGCGACUCGGAGGACGACGACACCAUGAGCAGGUAAGAGGAGGAAAUGGACGCUCGAGUUUUUUACCGAAUGUUCUACCGAUUACUCGAGUAAUUGGACCCAAACGGCAGACUUGCAUAAAGUUAGAUUUCCUAUAGCCAGAUUCAGAGAAAUAGAGGACAAUCACGGAACAAACAUGUGAGUUAGCGGAUUGCAAUGCUCAUAAGGAAGCUAAUUAUGAUAUUAACUUUCAUCAUGCCCCUAAAGACAUUAGUGUACGAGAGCUGAAUCGCUCCGAUGUUACCUGCUUCUGCUACGACACAAGCAAUGUUAGGCUACAAGCUAGUGUGAAGAGAAGUGUGCAGAGUCGCUACGUUGGCAACGCUGCAAGAAAAUCCCCUCUCAUCGUUUAUUUUUCCGCUCCGCAAAACCUAAACAGCGCUUACUCCUCCUUCUACCGUGGCGACAUAAGCGCAUUGUGUCACCUUCAAAAGAAUCCGUGUGAAACAGUGACGAUUUGAGCUUAUAAACGAGAACUGGAGGCAGGGAAAAUUCCUUGAUCAUUAUUUGUAAUGGAGGUACUUGAGGUAUUCGAGGAAUCGUUUCAGCCCUGCAGAGAACGUGAAGAAGUGAUGGAUGUUUCAGGGGUUGAUAUAAACUCGUAUGGAUGUGUGUUUUUGUCUGUUUCUUCUGUUUUUAAAUGUAAACACUUAAAGGGAAGAGGAUCAAAUAUGACUCUGAACUUCCACCCUUCAUUCAUUCUUUCAUUCGCAGGUUCAGCAGCGCGACAGAGCAGAGCACGGCCUCAAGGCUUCUGAAACGACACCGCCGACGCAGGAAACAGCGCCCCCCACGGUUAGAGAGGGUAAGAACUGAUGAACUCCUGCCUUUGUACUAACAAUUUAACAAGUGGAAAGUUAUUUAGAUUCUUUGAAAGGGUAUUUUCUUCAUUUGAAACUUUCCUCCUGACUCCAGGCGUCGUCCUUCAGCAGCGUGACAGACUCCACGAUGUCUCUGAACAUCAUCACCGUCACUCUGAACAUGGGUCUGUAAACUCCAAAUGCUUCCUCUGUAAACAGCCUGGAUCAAAUAUUCCUCUUCUUUAUUCAUGAUUGUCUGAUUCCUUCUCGUCACAGAAAAGUACAACUUCCUCGGCAUCAGCAUCGUGGGUCAGAGCAACGAGCGGGGAGACGGAGGAAUCUACAUCGGCUCCAUCAUGAAGGGUGGAGCCGUGGCUGCAGAUGGUCGGAUCGAGCCUGGAGACAUGCUGCUGCAGGUGAGGAAGAUCACGCGCUCACUCCUGUCGUCCUCUAAAUCCGUCAGUCUUCGUUUCAUCCGUACUUGAACGUGUCAAACUUCUCCCUCUUUCAGGUCAACGACAUCAACUUUGAGAACAUGAGUAACGACGACGCCGUGCGGGUGUUGAGGGAGAUCGUACACAAGCCGGGGUGAGCUCCUGUUCUCCUACUUUUCAUUUCACCUUUUUGAAAUGAAGUAGGAAGAUGUCGUCAUUAAUCUCGCGUCUUUUCUCUCUCCAGGCCCAUCAUCCUCACAGUGGCCAAGUGCUGGGAUCCUUCUCCUCAGGGUUACUUCACUCUGCCUCGCAGUACGUCCAUCUCCUCUUCUGUUCGUCUCCUUGUUAUGUUUUCGGUCUUCCUAACUCGUUUCUCUGCGUCUCCACAGAUGAACCAAUCCGACCCAUUGACCCGGCUGCGUGGGUCAGUCACUCCGUGGCCAUGACGGGGGCGUACCCUGCUUUUCCAGGCAGCUCCUCCCUCAGCACCAUCACUUCCUCUUCUUCCGUCACCGAGACUGAACGUAAGCGCUCCUCCUCCUGAAUCUGAAUCCUCCACGUUUUCAAACCUGUCCUGGUUUCUUUGUCAGGCUGUCGUCUCUCCUUCCUCUUCCAAGUCUCGCUCUCUUUAAGCGCCGAUGGCAGAAGAGUCCUUUCUCCUCUCUGUCUCUCUGCUUUUGUCUCUUUUGUUCUGUCUUGUGAUAAACGAUGUCUGCUGCACUCCUCCCUUUGAUCCUCACCCCGUCUACACUCCCUCCGCUUCUGUCUUCGCAGGUUUCGAUGACUUCAACCUAUCGCUGCACUCCGACAUGGCCUCCGUCGCCAAGGCCAUGGCCUCGCCAGAGUCGGGUCUGGAGGUCAGAGACCGCAUGUGGCUGAAAAUCACCAUCCCCAACGCUUUCCUCGGUGAGGCUGAGAACAGACAACACGAGGCUAACGAUCUCUCCGAGCCUCAGAGGGCUUUAACAGGGCAGCCAUUAUGUUCCCUGAAUUAAAACCGUGUGACUUGUUGGAGCGCGAGAACAAAAAAACAUCUUGCUUGCAUGUUUUGACAGGAAACAUCUGUUAAAUUGGAGUCACCUGUUACAGCUGCACAAUGGCGUAAACUACAAGUUUGUCCCAUUUGUGGUUUUCUUUUUGGUGUUUUUUAAAAAGCUCAACUCUGGCUCAGAAGCGACUAUCCUGCUGAUCCCUUUAAAUCACGCUUCUCUCUCUCUUUCUCUCUUCUUUAACAGGCUCAGACGUUGUGGAGUGGCUCUUCCACCACAUCGAGGGCUUCCAAGACCGCCGGGAAGCCAGAAAGUACGCCAGCAACCUGCUGAAGGCCGGGUUCAUCCGACACACCGUCAACAAGAUCACCUUCUCCGAACAGUGUUACUACGUGUUUGGAGAUUUAAGCGACUGUGAGAACUGUGAGUAACAGGAAGUACGCUCAAAUCCGACACAGACGGGGAUCUUUGGAUUGGAUAGGAAUAGGACAAACACUGCGGAAGUGUCCUUUAAAUGUCCAUUUUAUUUCUCACUCCUCCUGUUUUCAUCUCCUCUCUUCCAUCUCCCGCUCAGACAUGGCCAACCUGUCCCUGAAUGACAACGACGGCUCCAGCGGGGCCUCAGACCAGGACACCCUGGCCCCUCUGCCCCUCCCUGGGGCCUCCCCCUGGCCCAUGAUGCACACCUUCCCCUACCAGCCGUACCCCACGCACCCUUUCUCCAGCCAGCCGCCUCCGUACCACGAACUCACCAGCUACAGCUACGCGCCCGGCAGCACGGGCAGCCAGCACAGCGAAGGUGACCCCCAGACCGAGAUCACAUGAUCAUGAAUUACCAACUUAACAAGACAAAACAAAGACAAUUGAUUUUCACUCUAGGAAAAGUCUUGUUUAGAUAGACGCAGCACGCAGAACGCCACAGGACACACUGUUAAGAGUGUUAUUAGCAGAGUUACAAAUGUCAAAGACAUUUUUAAUGAGCUUUCUUUGCUUCUGGAAAAAGAGCCAGGAGCUCUGGUUUCACUUUUCCUCGCUGUACUAAAUUAGAGGAUUACCUCCUUAGGGAGACUUUGACAUUUUGAGUGUUGUGUUCACAAGCAAUGUUGUGUAACAUCAGCCCCUGAGACAACAGCGAACUGUGCUUGUAAGUAAAAGUACUUGAUUCUGUGCUGUCGAGAGAAUACAGUUUAAUGUGUUCAUAGGUAGCUAUAAAACCAUCAAAAUAAUCUCCCUACCUGCUCCUGAAUGUGUAGUCACAAAGAUUAAACACUCAAAAUCACAGCUAAGUAGUAGAAAUCAAAGCUCGCCAAACUCCUCCGACCUGUUUUCCUCUCAUCUGACAGCAUGUUUCUCUCUGCCUUCAGGGAGCCGGAGCAGUGGUUCGACAAGAAGCGAGGGUGAGCGUCGUCGCAGCACUAAAGGUCCAGGCAGUACCGUGGGCGGAGGAGAGAAAUCCCCCUCUGGUGCGCCCGGAGAAGGAGGCGGGGGCGAUUCACGCUCGGGCAGCGGCAGCGAAUCAGAAUAUUCCACCCGCAGCAGCCUGCGGCGUGGCCACGGUUCAGCCGCCCCCAGUGAGCACAGCCACGCCUCCUCCCAGCGCUCGCAUCACCAUCGCAUGCCCCAACCCCCCCACAUGUCCCCCUACCCACCGGGCAUCCUCCCGUACAACCCCAUGAUGGUGAUGAUGGUACCCCAGCACCCACACCCAGCUUUGGCCACCGCUCACUCUCUUCCUCACCCGCAGCAGAUGGCCACAGCCCCCAUGCAUCCAGCUCUCCCCCCGCCUCCUUCCUCCACUCCAGGGGGGCCUCCUGGAGCACCGCCCACCCGUGACCUCGGCUCUGUACCGCCAGAGCUGACCGCAUCACGCCAGUCCUUCCACCUGGCCAUGGGGAACCCCAGCGAGUUCUUUGUAGACGUCAUGUAGUUUCUCUGGGACCUCUCAUGUGAAGGUAGCGUACGGUUCCCACUUGUUUUGACGAGGAUCUGAUGGUAGCUUUUGGAGCUCACAAGGGCCUUUCGGAUUAAAGGUACUUGUUACAAAGAUGGUGAGAACAGGGUUUAACAUCGACAAAGAAAAGCAAGAUGAAAUAACUACACACUUUACGCAGGACAUGUUCUGACUCAAAGUCUACCGCUAUUACUGAAGUGAUACCAUCACUGAGGAAGGUACAGAUAUCAGCACAGAGACCAGAUCUGACAUCUGUACCAAUACCAGUACCAAUACUGGCAAAAAUACACUAACGAAUUCCAGUUUAACAUUACCAUCACCAAUACCAGCACCGAUACCACAACUGAUACCACAGACAUUACCAGUGGAGAUACAAACAGUGCUGAUAUCAGUACAGUACCAAUAUCAGUACUGAUAUAGGCCCCAAUACAAAUCUGAUACCAGUACUUACGUUAGUGUUGAGACCUGAACUGAUCUAAGUACUAAUAUCAGCACUGAUACCAGUGCCGAUACUGGCAAAAAUAUGCUUAAAAAUUCCAGUUUGACAUUACCAUCACCAAUACCAGCACCAAUACCACAACUACUACCACAAACAUUACCAGCAGAGAUACAAACAGUGCUGAUAUCAGUGCAGUACCAAUAUCAGUACUGAUAUAGGCCCCAAUACAGAUCUGAUACCAGUACUUAUGCUAGUGUUGAGACCUUAACUGAUGUAAGUACUAAUAUCAGCAUUGAUACCAGAACCAAUACUGGCAAAAAAAACAGGUAUCAAUGCCAGAACCAAUAACUGGAUCCAACACUGAUACCAGUAUAACGACCAGUGCAGAUACUAGCACCGAUACAGUAGUGGUAUUAGUACAUAUAACAGUAAAGACUUGGGUACCAAAUAGAUCUACUGAUAUCAGCACCGAUAUUGGGAUUGGUUCUAUCAGUCAAACUAGUACCAAAACUAAUACCGAUACCAGUGCAAAUACCAGGAUUGAUAUAAGUACCGAUAUUAGUAAUGACAAUCGUACUGAUACCAAUAGUGUUGGCAGUACUUGAUGUUAUCACCAAUGCUGGCACAGUAGACAAUACCGAUAUCAGUUACUGACCCUGGUAUCGGUACUAAUACUGAUAUUGGUACAAAUAUCAGUAGUGUGGGUAUUUUCUCUCAAAAUUAAAUCUGUUCUGGUUCAUUUUUAUGAGACUACAAGAAGCCUUUAAAAAAACAGUGGUAGUCAUGGUAACUUUCAAAAUGUCCGCCAUCAGCCUGUUUUUUUGCUCUGCUACAAAGGUGCGUUCGUCAUGUGAUUUGUAUCGGAUUUGGUAUUGGGAACAUCUCAAAUCUCAGCACAAAGAUUGCUUCUUUUUUUCCAACAUUCAAGUUUUGAGUGAAGAACUUAGAGCUGAGAUCAGAACGGUCCUCACAUCAGAAGUGUAAUAUUUCAGCUCCUUAUACCACAGCGGUCCAUCCAGGAGUCCCACGUUUUAUCACCGCAGGGUGCCAGGUACAAUGUGUACUUGAAAAGGGUACAAUCCUGUAAACUUACCCAGAUGAUUGGGCCAGAAUCCAUUGCUGACUUUAUGAGUGCCUUACUCUUUUUUACUUUUACAGAUAUUUCCACACUCCAGGUACAUAAAAAAAUGACUCUCUAUGUUCCAACAUUGUUUGACAAUGAACUCCUCUGUAUAUAUCUACUCCUCUCAUGUAAAUGCAACAACGCAGAACAGCUAAUGUGUAAAGAAAAUAGGUCCAAAAAUGUCAGGUGAGCUGUGUUUAGUAAUCACUGUUUAGGCCUAGUCGUCAAUAACUCUAAUGUAAGGUCUGGGGCUGCGGAGGUCUAACGGUACUAAUCGGAGAAAAGACGGCGGUACUUUUUGAUUACAUGCAGUGUGUAUCUUAAGUUACUGUGAUCCAAAUGCCCCAGCUCCCCAUGCUUAUUUUUUAUGUUACUGACUUGCAUUAUUCACCCAUUUCAUUUUUUGUAUGAGUGACUAUAUAAAUCAUGUAUAACCAAACUAUUAAGGUGCUAAAUGAAGAUUCAACAUUUCAUAAAGAAAUGACCUUGACUGUGUCAUGUUUGAUUUCAUAUCGCCACCUUUGUUUGUGUAUUUGAGAAUAAAUUUGAUACUGACAUUCUG